Messenger RNA from Cheilinus undulatus (humphead wrasse), 5817 nucleotides. It is a transcript of the gene siral1, whose product is annotated as family with sequence similarity 118 member B. The record is from RefSeq and is a predicted model, not a curated record. The coding region runs from base 470 to 1531 and encodes 353 amino acids. Lineage: Eukaryota; Metazoa; Chordata; Actinopteri; Labriformes; Labridae. The transcript has 7 exons.
UCCAAAAACAUAGACGGACAAUGCAACGGCUAGCCGCGAGACUCGGGAGCAUUUACGGAAUAUAACGGUACCUAAGGGAACUAAGUUACAUAGUUUUUAUGCUAAAUUGCAUUGCUUAUUUCAGAUAUAUAACGUUUUUAUUACUCUCUUUCGGAAUGGAAGGUAAAACAGAGGCAGUAUCUCGAAGAUAACUAGCUUAGAGCACCAAACCGAACGAACGUUAACUUAACGGCUGCUUCUGGUUAACGUAACGUGUCAUUUUUGACAGUUAACAGACCUGUUCAACUCUCAAAACACCAACGCUAGCGUUACUAAACGGUAAGCUUUUACAUCACCAAAAACUGUCAGCUUCCAACCUACACCGGCUCCAAGCUUUUAAAGUUUAUUCUGAAUCGCCUGUUACUGUCUGGGGAUUUCUUUUAGGAGAAAUUUAACACUGGACAUUAGCUGACAUAUACUUGGGAGCUGAAUGGCCGCCGUUGUUGCAGUGAAAACUGAGAAGCGACCUGCAGCUGAUUCUCAGGAUGCAGACUCCAAUGCAAAAAAACCAAGGAAACUCCUGCCCAGCUUGAAGACAAAGCGAGCCCCAGAGCUUGUCCUGGUGAUAGGCACAGGGGUAAGCUCUGCAGUGGCCCCGCAGGUCCCUGCGCUCCGGUCCUGGAAAGGCCUCAUCCAAGCCUUGCUUGAUGCAGCCAAUGACUUCGACCUACUAGAGGAGGAGGAGAGUCGGCGGUUCCAGAAGCACAUGCAAGAAGAUAAGAACUUGGUGCAUGUGGCCCAUGACCUCAUUCAGAAACUUUCCCCAAGAACAGGCAAUGUGCGAUCAACAUUUUUCAAGGACUGUCUAUACGAGGUCUUCGAUGAUUUGGAGUGCAAGAUGGAGCAUGCUGGAAAACAUCUACUGCGCUCUGUGCUGCAGUUAAUGGAAAGUGGUGCCCUGGUCCUCACUACUAAUUUUGACAACCUGUUGGAGAUCUAUGCUGCUCACCAGGACACCAAGCUGGAGUCUCUGGACCUAACAGAUGAAAAGAAGGUAUUGGAGUGGGCUCAGGAGAAACGGAGGUUAAGUGUUUUGCAUAUCCAUGGAGUUUACACCAACCCCAGUGGUAUCGUACUGCACCCUGCUGGUUACCAGAAUGUACUGAGGAACACUGAAGUCAUGCGGGAGAUCCAGAAGCUGUAUGAGACCAAAUCCUUCGUUUUUCUCGGCUGUGGUCGCACAGUAGACGACACAACCUUCCAGGCGCUGUUUCUGGAGGCAGUCAAACACAAGUCGGACCUGGAACACUUCAUGCUUGUGCGGCGGGAGGACGUGGGUGAGUUCAAGAAACUGCGGGACAACAUGCUGGACAAGGGCAUCAAGGUCAUCUCCUAUGGAGACGAGUACGCCGACCUGCCUGAGUACUUCGAGAGGCUUGCCAAUGAGAUCUGCAACCGAGAUGUGUCGACCAACGGCUGGGGGUCUCCUUCACAAAAUGGGGAGGAACAGCAGAACGGAUUCAACACACAGAAGAGCCUUCUUCAAGGUUAGGACUGAAUGCUUUCCUUUGGCUUCAGGCAGUGGCCACUUGCAAGGAACAUUUCCAGAGUUACAAUAAAACUCUGUCAAGACUCUUGUUUCCUCACUGCUUGCUGAUUGAUAGAAAAUCCACAUCUGUUCUUGAUUUUCACUAUCAAAGACCUGCUGGUAUUCCUCUACACAGACAAACUGCCGACUUUACUGGAUUACUCACAGGGCAGUCAAAACUUUUUUAUUGAUGCAUUGUGUAACAACUGUCACCUAAAUGUUAGUUUUUUCCCCCAUGAGAUGAGUCUCAAACAAACCUAGAGACAUGAUCAGUACCAUUCAUUGCCCUCCAUCGGCAGUUUAGUUUUCUUUGAAUAGAGCUGAUGAAGAUUAAAAUAAAUGGAUUAAGGAAUCCGGGGCCCUCAAUUAUGAACAGUGUGUACAAACAGGUCUGUGCACAAUGACCAAGUAAGAGCUUCUCCAUGCAAUGUAUCAUAUUAACGUUUACUUUAUGUGUGUAAAUGUAAGGACAGCUUUGACCAUGCUUGUGCACAGCGUCAAGUGGUAGAACAUUAACCCCUUAAAGCCUGAAAACACAAAUUAUAGCCAGAAAAUUCUGAUUUUUCAGGACUGAAAUUUUAAUUUCACUUUCUACUGAAAUCCAAAAAAAUCCAACUUUACGUAAAAUAUAACAUAUACUUUUCUCAUUUGUUACUUUAGGUGUUUUUGGUAACUGAUAAUCCACUCGGGGGCAUUUUUAUCAUUUUUCAGAUUGUAUUCCAAAGGUUUUUUUUUUUUUUUUAGUAAUUUAUGAUCAUAUUGAUUAGAUAGAGGUAUCAUAAAAGUAUGUAUCAAAUAUGAUACAACAGCCUUUAAGGGGUUAAAAAUAUAAAUAGAAAGCAUUAUGAGGGCCACAGCACACUACAAUCAAUCUCAUUUUUCAUAUCUGUUUCCAGUUCUCUUAAAGAAAAACAUGCUGUAAGCAAUUAUGUCUAGUUUAAAACAGACACAGUCAGAAUGUUUACAUGCAUAGUAAAAUAGAGCUAUGGUAUAGUCUGAAUAGACUGUCCAUGUCACAGUGUACAUGCACAGUACAGUAUGUAGCAGGAGAAUCCAUUUAUUGAUGAUGAAAUCCCCAACUUUAAGAUUCUUCUUAUGGACCCUCUUCCUGUUGACAUGGCUAACAAAUUAGCAAACAGUAAACUUGUUGUAUGUCAGAAGGUGAAAAUAUGGGUAUAUUUUACAGCUUUGUAUAUUCCUUAUGCGCCCUCGGCUUUACUUUUGCCACAAAUAUAAAUUGCUAUACCUCUAGCUUAUUGUGAUAUCUGGAGGCAGAUGACAAUACAACUUCUGCCAGGCUAAACAUUUAUGCUCAUCAACAUCUGGGUCAAAGUUCAGAAUGAAAACUGGAACUUUCACAGAUCCCCUAGUCCAGUUUGGGUCUGACUGACACAAGAGUGGUUUGCCUCCAACUGUAUUUUUUGUGUUAGUCCAACUCUGACAAACUUGAUCUAGCACAGAUUUCUGUUGUAAAGGUUCAGCAGUACUGCAGUGUGAACACUGCAUGUAGCCCAACUGGUGUCAAACCUUUAGCAGAAAACUAUAAAAGAUACACUAUAUGGACAAAAGUAUUUGGCUGCCUGACCAUUACAUCAACAGGGACUGUAAUGGCAUUUUAUUCAAACACUUGUACUUUUAAAAUGGAGUUGGCCCCCCUUUUGCAGAAGUUUGCUUUGUUGCUUUUGUUGGUAAAGGCUUCCCCUUUCUUAUAAAAUCUCUUACAGUUGACUUUGGAUUAUCCAGCAGUGAUGAAAUUUCCCAUCAUCACAAUACCACACUUGAAGUAACUGAGCUCUUUGGAGCGACCCAUUUUAUAACACAAAUGUUUGCACAUGGAGACUGCAUGGUAAGAUGCUUGAUUUUUUUACACCUGUGGGAACAGGUCUGAUUGAAACACCUGAAUUCAAUAAUUAACAGGUGUGGCCACAUACUUUUGUAUGUGAGCCUGCAGGUUUAGAAUAUAUGGGAUUUAUCAACCUUUGUUACCCACAGACAGGUGCACAUGUUUGCUAAAUAUGUUUUAAGCCUAUUCUCCAUUUUGUUCAUGAGGCAGAAUCUCAUGUUUUUUUUUUUUUUUUACACACUGUUGGUAAAUGAGGGCUCUGGAGCAUGAUGGGCCAUGAUGAGUCAUGGGAGACCUGGGCUGCUAAGUACUUUGCAGAAGUCUAGUAUUUCCCUCUACUGGUUCUUGUUCUAAAGGGAAAGGAGAAGUUUUAAAUAAAAGUCAAUGCAAUAAACAAGUUCAUGGUGCAGUUUUACUGCAUUUACGUGUUCCUAAACAUUUGGGAAACAACUGUAGUGAAAAAGGUCGAAAUGUGCCGAUGAUGAAUAGUCAGGCUUGGCCAUUUUUAGAGGUUUCAAGAUGGAUUAUUGUAUUUCUAAAGAGCAAGAUAUCAUUUGUAUCCAUAUAGUUCAUGUUAAUGUAAUGAAAAUCAAUGCAGGGCCUAAUGCUCAAUAAGAAGCCAGUUUACAGCGAGAACCACUAACAGCAAUAUGUUUAGUGACCACAAGAUAAUCUAUUGUAAAUGUUUAGUCUAAAUGGGGAAUUAUCAGUUUAUUUAUUUUAAUUUAUUUAGGAGCAUUUUCAUUAUUAGUGAAAAUUAUUUCAUAUUGGUACCUGUUGAUACCAUGGCAAGAAAAACAGAAGUAGCAGAGACCCAGUAUUGGUUGAUUUAUUGAUUCUAAUGAUUCAAAAUUGCAGGCAUACUCUUGCUAACUGUCUAAGUUGCUCAAAUGCAGCAUUUGUCAAAAUGGGUGGAAUAGCUUUCUUUUUGCCAAUUCACAAGUAGAUAGACUAACAAGUUUCUGACUAAUUUAUGCAAUUUUGACAAUUUCUCUCUUUAUGGUGAAAAAUAUGACACAAAUCUUCAAGAUUCUGUACUUUCUGAUGCCACUAAGCAUUAAUUUAAUGGAGAUUUGAUCAUUUUGAAACACACUGUGUUUUUUAAAGCAACCUAAAUUCAGUUUGAUGUGCUUUGGUGCACACUAAAGGUCUCUGAGGGCGACCACAGUAUGGUUAAGCAGUGCUGUUACCUCCUCCUAAUGCAGCCUUCAUUGACAAACAGAGGAUGGCCAUGCCAGAAAAGAUAUUGUUUAGAGCGAAGAACCUUGUCAUCUGACAAGGUACAGUGGAAUUCCCAGAUUAUAUGCAACUAUAGCUGUAAACCCACAUCUACCUCUAGUUUCACUUAAGACAACUGAGGCUUGCUACCAGAGUUACAAAGAUAGAUGCCAGUCUUCUUGUGGAAAGGUAUUGUAUUGUUAGAUUGACCAUGAAACCACUAUUUUGAAAUGAAAAAGUUUCAUGUCGUUGCUUCAAGGGUACAGAAACAAUUGUACAAUUUAGAGGCAUGUAAAAGUUUGACUGCAAUUUUUUAAAAUUACAGAAUGAAAAAUUAUCCAAAAUUACUUGUCUAGGCCGUGGUAUCCGAAAGGUUUCAACAUGAUUCCAUUCUACCAGAUUCAUAUCGAAGUUUUAAUGCUGGUAUUGUCAUGAUCAUGUGUUAUUUGUUCAUUUAAAUAAUAAUAAUAAUAUAUUGUGUUUUGCCAUUCAGUUGAAAAAUAUGGAGAUGUAAUCUUAUGUCCUAGUUGCCCGGCCCUCAUAGAUGGAUAUCCUUUUACUUAAGCCUGACAGAACUGAUAGUCUGAAUCCACUUACAGAUGUCAGUGGGCUGUAUUGAUCCAUAGUUUGGAUUUAAGUUUUACAGAUACUUUAAAUAAACCCUCAGCUAAACCAACCUGCCCUGCAUUUGAGUAAAUCUAGGCUAGGUAACAUUAGGUAAGGUACAACCUGUACCGCACAUCUCAUGAACUGAAAUCAGUCUCUUGCGGAUAUGUCACGAUUCUGUCGUGCUGAACCCUGAAACCAGAAAAAAAAAAAAAAAAACUUGAUUUGCACACUUCUUGGUGAGAAAGGGGACAAGUCCAAAUAAUCCUGUGUUCUAGAUUUUUAAUUAGCUUAAAACUUGUGUCUUUAAAGUUCAGAUGAAAUGUUUUCACUGCAGAGGCUCCUGGCCUGUAGCAAUCACUUUUUCACUCCUGUGCUGAAAAUUUCCUGUUUAAGCCUUUUUGUAUUUUUAAUACUUGCAUGUGUUUUCUGAUAUAGUAUUUAUAUGUCCUAUUUUCAAAAUAAAGCUUUUGGUAUCCCAGUUGUCAUGUAUUUUUUUCACCCUGACAGUUAUUUUGGAGCUCUCUUGAACAGGUCCGCCCGCAGAAUUGUCUAGGCCCCUGCCAAAUCCAGUGAAUGGACC